Perca fluviatilis (European perch) is the source of this 845-nucleotide messenger RNA. Its product is annotated as kinetochore-associated protein 1-like. Lineage: Eukaryota; Metazoa; Chordata; Actinopteri; Perciformes; Percidae. Gene Ontology annotation, cellular component: kinetochore microtubule; RZZ complex; cytoplasm. The coding region runs from base 13 to 777 and encodes 254 amino acids. Gene Ontology annotation, molecular function: small GTPase binding. The record is from RefSeq and is a predicted model, not a curated record. Gene Ontology annotation, biological process: protein localization to kinetochore involved in kinetochore assembly; mitotic sister chromatid segregation; mitotic spindle assembly checkpoint signaling. The transcript is spliced from 9 exons.
AGGAUCUGUAACAUGAUGUUGGAAAAAUGGAUCUGUAAAACAUGCCCUGCUGUCACCAAGGAUAUUGGUAAUCAUGAGUGUAUCAGCAACAUUGAGGAGGACCCAGACUUAAUGAGGGUGGUGUACAUGCUGCAGUCUUGCCCCAUGGAUGAUGCUGCCCGUCUCCUAAACCCUAUCCUAUCUGCUGAAACCUGGCCGCUCAGCACUUCUGGGCCUCGUCUGACCUUCUGCCAUCGGACUCGAGCGCUGCUUUGUCUCGUCCGCCUCGCUGAUUCGGCCACUCUGGCUGAGUUGCAGAUCCCCAGGAACAAAAUUCAAUAUUAUCUGAAAUGCUACAUCUUUGUCUCUCAACUGGAGGCAUUAAACAUCCCUUACACGGUGCAGUCUUUCCUCAGUAGUCCCAAAGAGGGCUUGGUUAAAGGGUUGUGGAAGAAUCACAGUCAUGAGCCGCAGGCGGUGCGGUUGGUGGCUGACCUGUGCUUGGAGUAUCAGGUGUACGACCCUCAGCUGUGGAACAGUCUGCUUCAGAAGCUGCUGGGCUUCAACUUGAUCAGCCACCUCCAGAAGGUGCUAGAGGCAGUAGUGGCUGUGCCUGCUCUGUGGGAGAUUUCCAGUUUCUCCAGGACCUGGAGGAGUAUGAUACUGGCACCUUUUGUCUCAGCUUCUGUUCCUCUGAGUCCUGAUCAACAGGCAACACUCUACAGGACCUUUGUUCUCCUCCUCAAGUACGCUUUACUCAUGUUCCAACCAUUUACAGCCAACUGUCCUGCUUGCUAGGACUAUGUAACUUUCAUGGACUGCUAGUACUAGAAUAUGAACAUUUAAAACAUGCAUGAUAGAUGAAA